Molecule: messenger RNA, 1385 nt
Organism: Drosophila bipectinata
Lineage: Eukaryota; Metazoa; Arthropoda; Insecta; Diptera; Drosophilidae
Product: ras-related and estrogen-regulated growth inhibitor
Molecular function (GO): GTP binding; GTPase activity
Source: RefSeq, a predicted model, not a curated record
AGUCACGAUUUGAACGGACGAUCGCCACUCCGGCGUAGCACAGAUUCCGCUCUUUCAGUAGAAAUUCGUUUGCCGUGCAAAACGCACGGAUGCGCCGGGCCUAUACCCAAUCGAAGAGAUAUAGAUAUAGACAUAAAGUCGGACAGAUAGAGUCGAGUUGGGAGAAAAGCAGUGAGAGGAAAACAAAAACAAAGGCAAAAAAAGUACAGAAAAAAAAGGAGAAAAGACACACUUCAUCUGAUCUGAUCAGCGGACCGAGAAAUACGCAAAAAUUGAUGGUUUAAAUAAAUAAAUAAAUGAUUUUUCGGUGCCACACAUGGCAAAGUGCAGUGCGCGUUUCACAUGCGGAUCAAGAUUCCUGCUGUAUCCAUAAUAAAAAUGCCAAAAUACCAAAGACACAAAUUCACGAAAUUAUUUCGAAAAUAACCUGCAGAAAACUCAUUAAUUUUCCAAAAGUCAAAAAACAUAAAUGUUCGUAUCUCACGGCUGCGAAAUCGUUGCUUUGUGGUGUAAUUUUAAACGCAUUUCUUGCGCUUGUUUUGACAUUGAAACGAAACAACAAUAACAAUCGGAAAAUUAAAUUGGAGGAAACACACGGGUAUACACCUGCCAUAAGAACAUCAGACUAUCCUCAGGGCAGCAGAGCACUGCUCGGAGAUCAGGAAAAAUCGGAAAACUUUGGAAUAUCGGGUUCGAGUUGAUCCAACAAUAUGACCACGCGUAUUCGGCGUAAAAAGUCCACGCUCACGGAGUUGAAGAUUGCCGUUGUUGGGGCGCCCAGUGUGGGCAAGAGCGCUUUAAUUGUGCGUUUCUUGACGAAGCGUUACAUCGGGGAGUACGAUCACCAGACUGAGAAUCGGUACAAGCACGAGGCCAUGGUGGACGGGGAACCGGUGCUGUUCGAGAUCCUCGACACCUGUCCCAAGGCCGAAGACGAAUACCCAAACGCAGCCGAACUUAUUCAGUGGGCCGAUGGCCUCCUACUGGUCUACUCCAUUACAGAUCGAAAGAGCUUCAACUACAUACGCCGGGCCAAGUCCGAUCUUCAGGCCGACACACCCGUCCAGUUGUGCGCCAACAAGGUGGACAUGGUGCACCUGCGCCAGGUGAGCCGCGACGAGGGCGAAAUCCUGGCCAAGGACUUUGAGUGCAAGUUCAGCGAGGUCUCCGCCGCAGACCACGUCGACCAGGUGGCCGAGGUCUUCAACGAGCUGUGCAAGGAGGUGCUCGCCUCCAAGCGGAAGUCCAAGCAGAGUCUUCUCGAGCGGAUGCUCGGCGGCUCCCGCCCCUACAGCCGAGGGAAGAGCGACAGCAAUUUGCCAAAAGACUGAUAGCGACGGUGACUCUAUAUUGUAAAUAAAUGUACAUUUUUCUAAAAAGUUGAA